Molecule: messenger RNA, 7068 nt
Organism: Centropristis striata (black sea bass)
Lineage: Eukaryota; Metazoa; Chordata; Actinopteri; Perciformes; Serranidae
Gene: man1a2
Product: mannosidase, alpha, class 1A, member 2
Exons: 14
Coding region: 481-2427 (648 amino acids)
Biological process (GO): carbohydrate metabolic process; N-glycan processing
Cellular component (GO): extracellular exosome; Golgi membrane; endoplasmic reticulum
Molecular function (GO): calcium ion binding; mannosyl-oligosaccharide 1,2-alpha-mannosidase activity
Source: RefSeq, a predicted model, not a curated record
GUCUGCCAGUCCGCCGCUGCAGCCCGACAGAGCGGCCACUCAUCAACAUCUCUCGGCGUCCGCGGAGCUUCUAACGCUAUGUGGCUGUGAAGCUGCUGUUGCUGAAACCGAAAGCCUGGGGUUUUCUUUUCUUUCUCUUUUUUAUUUACGACUGCGUGGACAUUCGUGGACAUGAGGACACCUGCCACGGCGGACACUUCUUCUUCCAAAAGGCGGACCGGGAAUCCUGACUGGCACCGUUUUUCACCGAGCAAAUGAGAAAGAAUCAUCAUGAACAUUUGUCUGCUGACCAGUCACUCCUUUACUGAGGGACCUCUGCCCUUUUUGGUUUCUGGAUUUAUCAAUACAGAGAUGAGAUAAUAAAGUCAACGAGCUUGUUCAUGCUGCUACAACAACACCUGUGGCACUUGUAAACCCACCCUACCCUGCCCCCCCUCUCCAACCCCUCCCCAAGAUAAGUUCAAGUCAACAAGUCAAAACAUGACGACACCGGCUCUCCUGCCGCUGUCAGGCCGCAGGAUACCCACUCUGUCGCCGGGCGCCUCCUCUUUCCCGCACCACAGGGCCACGUUGAGGCUCUCAGAGAAGUUCAUCCUCCUCCUCAUUCUCAGUGCCUUCAUAACCUUAUGCUUUGGGGCCUUCUUCUUUCUCCCGGACAAUUCCAAGCACAAGCGCUUUGACCUGGGCUUGGAGGAUGUGCUCAUCCCUCAUAUUGACUCGCCCAAAGAGGGGAAGCACGCCUCUGGACAGGUGGUCAUACAUGGACAGGGAGGACAUGAUGAGCACAGACACAGGGAAGAGGAGGAGAGCCUGCGGGACAAGAUUCGGGCAGACCAUGAGCGAGCACUGCAGGAGGCAAAGGAGAAGCUGAGAAAGUCACGUGAGGAGCUGCAGGCUGAGAUUCAGACAGAGAAGAACAAAGUGGUGGAGGACCUGAAAAAGAAGGAUGCGGGGCCUAAACCUCUGCCACCUGUCCCCAUGCCUAAAGUGGUGGGCGUCAGUGACGGUGAGCCACCAGAGCCUGACGCCAAAGAGAAACGUGACAAGAUCAGAGAGAUGAUGAAGCAUGCGUGGGACAGCUACAGACAGUACGGCUGGGGUCACAACGAGCUGAAGCCCCUCGCCAAGAAAGGACAUUCCACAAAUAUCUUUGGAAAUUCCCAACUCGGGGCGACCAUUGUGGAUGCCUUAGACACCCUCUACAUCAUGGGACUGCACGAGGAGUUCAAGGACGGGCAGGAGUGGAUCGAGCAGAAUCUGGACUUCGGAGUGAAUGCCGAGGUUUCUGUGUUUGAGGUCAACAUCCGUUUCAUUGGAGGAUUGCUGGCUGCAUAUUACCUCUCCGGACAAGAAGUUUUCAAGCUCAAGGCGGUCCAGCUCGCCGAGAAGCUGCUUCCAGCCUUCAACACCCCGACAGGAAUCCCCUGGGCCAUGGUCAACCUGAAGAGUGGCGUUGGUCGUAACUGGGGCUGGGCGUCAGCAGGCAGCAGCAUCCUGGCUGAGUUUGGGACUCUGCACAUGGAGUUCGUUCACCUCACCUACCUGACAGGAAACCCCGCCUACUACCAGAAGGUGAUGCACAUCCGGAAGCUGCUUGCCAAAAUGGACCGACCCAACGGGCUCUACCCAAACUACCUGAACCCUCGUACGGGUCGCUGGGGUCAACACCACACAUCAGUCGGAGGACUUGGGGACAGUUUUUACGAGUACCUGCUGAAGGCGUGGCUCAUGUCAGACAAGACGGACACAGAGGCUCGCAAGACCUACGAUGACGCCAUCGAGGCAAUUGAGCGCCACCUGAUUCGCAAGUCCAACGGCGGCCUGACGUUCAUUGGUGAGUGGAAGAACGGCCACCUGGAGAGGAAGAUGGGCCACCUGGCGUGCUUCGCCGGAGGCAUGUUCGCAUUGGGCGCUGACGGCUCGCCCGACGACAAGGCGGGACACUACCUGCAGCUGGGAGCUGAGAUCGCACACACCUGCCACGAGUCCUACGACAGGACAGUGUUGAAGCUCGGCCCGGAGGCCUUUAAGUUCGACAGCGGCCUGGAGGCGGUGGCCGUGCGGCAGAACGAGAAAUACUACAUCCUGCGGCCGGAGGUCAUCGAGACAUACUGGUACAUGUGGAGGUUCACCCACGACCCCAAAUAUCGGCAGUGGGGCUGGGAGGCAGCACAGGCCAUCGAUAAAUACUGCAGGGUGAGCGGAGGCUUCUCAGGGGUGAAGGACGUCUACUCGUCCAACCCGACCUACGACGACGUGCAGCAGAGCUUCUUCUUGGCCGAGACGCUCAAGUAUCUGUACCUGUUGUUCUCCAGCGACGACCUGAUGCCGUUUGAGAGUUGGGUCUUCAACACGGAGGCUCACCCACUUCCUGUCCUCCACCUGGGCAACAUCACGCUGCCCGGCAGCGAGCCGGCUCAGCUGUAGAUGGACAGGGUCAUCUUCCUCCACCACAGCACCAGGGGGCACCACCUGUACGCCCGCCUACCUGCCUACCUGCCCCAAAAAAAACCCACCCACCCACCAAACAAACACUGGACAAACUUACAUUCAGCUCUACAGACUUUUGACUGCUUUUGGACUGCAGACAUCAACCAGAGGAGGCAGAGGACGGCUGAGAGUCUUCUUCUUCUUUGUUUUACUCUGUUGAUCUCUCUGUUUUUCUGCUUGAAUCAGAAAGACGGUGGGUGCACUGCUCAGCCUCACAGUGACUCUGAAGGACCGAGCUCCGGAACCGGAGGCUUGAUUUAUUUUGUUAUUGUUUUUAGUGUUUAUUUGAGAUUUGACCAAACUUUUCCUCCCAUACAGACUCAAGCUGAGGCACUCAGAGUGCAUUAUGGGGCUUUCUGUGAAGAACACUGUACUGACAGACAGAAGUGUCUUUUUUUUUUUUUUUGUUCCAGGCAGACUUGAGGACUUUGCAGGGUCUGUUGAUAAGGUGUGGGGUUUUUUUUUCUUCUUCUGUUUGGACAAAUCGUUAAAGGGGACACAGGGUUGAAUCAAAGCCCUUUGCUUCUCCCCUAAACCCCGCCCCCCAUUCCACUUCCUGUUUAAUCUUCAUCAGAUGAACUUUGACCUGGAACUGUUCGCAGCUCGUCACAUCAUCACGUACGAGGGCAGGUUUGUGGAUCCUCCUCCUCCUCCUUUAAUCCUCCUUUUUCAGCAAAGCGGACCAUCGUAAGUGGAACAGUAAGGACACGGGGACAGCAGCAGGCCCUCCCCACCUCCACAUCUUUCCAGUUUCUCUCCUCCAGUUAGAGACGUCAACGAGCCAGAACCCGUAAAACUUCUGCUGCUACUCGUUUGGAUGCUGCUUUUUUAAUCUCCAAUACACAUCCUCUUGUUUCCCAUCUUUUUCAUAAAUCAUUUUCAGGCUUGAACCCAACAAUGCUGUGUGUGUGUGUGUGCGCGUGUGUGGUUGUACGACCUGCUGUAAAUCAUUUAUUUGUGCACUUUGAAUGGGAAAAAAUAUGAAGUAGGGGAAAAUAGAAGUGAAGCACUGAAAGAAAGAGCUAAAUAAAUGAAGUCUCCCUGCUGAGCUCCCAUAAAACUUUCACUCUGUUCAGCCCAAAUAUCUCCAGUUUGGACCAGCAAACUAUAAGAUGCAUGAACUCAUCAUGUUUAAAUUCUCCACUUAUUUUUCUACAAUCCCUCAUCUUAUUUUCUGCAUUUAUCUCACAUUUCUCACUUCUUUUCCUCUUGCUUUCAUUUUAUCCUCUCAAUGUCCAUGAUAAAAAAAUCUAAAAAUAGUCUGGAUAAUUUGGAUAAUCUCUUGAUCACUAUUUUUGCAUAAAUUAUGGAUAAGUAUUAAUAAAUAUGCAUAAAUAUUGUUUUUAACUUUCAAAUAUACAGACAUUCACCCGUUUAAAAUGCACACCCUUAAAAAGCUGACAUAUCUUUAACUAAACAUCAAAACGUCACAAAAGAGGUUUUCUGCUUUUAACUUCAACCUUCACAAUAAAGUCUAGAAAUAGUCUGGAUAGUUUGCAUAAUCUCUUAUUCAUCCAAACUAUUUUGCAUAAAAAUAUUGAAAUAUUGUUUUUAACCUCAAAUAUACAGACAUUCACCUGUUUAAUUUAUAGUAAACAACCUUAAAAAGCCGACAUAUCAUGAAAUAAACUUCAAAAUCUGAGGCUUGGGAGAAUCCUGAAUUAGAGCAAAUCAGUCUUUUUUUUAACUUGUUUCAUUUUCCUUUGCUGAGUAUUUAUGUAUUUUCUCUUCUCUGUAAAAGUUUGAUAGUCAGAAAAGUAAGUUUGCUCCGUAUGCUGUGAUAUAUCAGGAGCGUGGCCUCACUGAGUGAAGUCAGAGCCACCACACACACCACGCGUCUGCUCAGUCACACACACACACACACACACACACACACACUUACACACACACUUACUUUACUGCUCUAGUCGCCCAGUAAUAGAUGAUACAUUCUGUUAUUAAAUAUAUAUUUUUUGGCAAACAAAGAAAACAACUCGACUGUGAAACAGCCCAGAGAGAUUAACUGAAUGAACACGGACUUGAAGGUUUUUACACUUAAUAUAAUCCACUCUAUAUCUUAUUCUGUGACUUUCUGAGGCCACAUUCUCUAAAUAAAUCUGUCCACACAAACGCUACAAAAAUGCUACUAAAUAUGUCAGAGACAGACAAUAAAGGUGUAAGAAAUAUAUUUUACUGAAGCUGCAGAAGAGUCAGACGUGCUGCUUGAAAAGUUUGUAUAAAAAGUUUGUUUUUAAAAGAUUUUUUUUAAAGUAAAAACUAAUGAUGCAGAUUUAAAAUAUGACAGCAGAAGCAGAUAAAGGGGUUACUUUUUUUUUUAAUUUAGGAGGAGGGAGAUAAAAUGGCAGCAGAGGAGAAGACGGAGGAGUUUUGUUGAGGUUAAAUAACCCAAUGAUAAAACAAGUGUCUUUUCAGAAGUCAAACUUUCACUCAAACCACUUUGUGUUUUUGCUGUUUGUCAAAAUAUACAUCCUCCAUCAGCCAAAUGCUUUUUAUUUUGUUUUUUGUUUUUUAAAUUAGAACUGUAUGUUCUACCACACAUGUUGGUAAAGAUUCCACCGUGAUGUUUUUGCUUUUUUAAAAUGUCCCUUGUAAAACUACAAAUGACAGGCUGAAUGAUGGGCUCAGUGACUCGUGCAAUGUCUGUGUGUGAUUUUGAGAAAGAGUGCAUUUUGAAUAUUUGGAUAUUUUCCGUGAGCUCAUAAAAGCCUGUAUGUGUGUCCACUCUGCGUAUCAUCGUCUCGGUUUAGAAGAAGACAGGAAAUGAGCAGAUUCGACUACUAAAGAUGAUUUAUUUUCAUGCAGGCGUUAAAGCUGAAGAGUAGGAAUUGCACUAAAACCAAGAAGUUUUUGUUUGUGUGUCUGUUUUGAUUCUUUUUCAAGCCUUAUUGUCAGAUGUGUGAGGCCUUGGCCGAUACUGUGCUUUUUUUCACGUCCUUUGCUUUUGUGUUCUGUAAUACAUCCUGAUGACACACGGCUGUUCCUGUUGUUUCUGUUUGCACAAACAUCGUCUGUCCUCUCUGAUGUGCAGAUACUCGAGGACAGUCUGCAAACUGCUCAGAGUGCAAAAUGAUAGAAAAAAAGGUUUGUUUACUGCCCGGACACAUGACCAAAGCUCUCUUAAAACUUAUUAUCAUAUUCAGUAGUAAAUAUCUACAUUUGUCAUCCAGCUGCUCGUCUGUCAAUAAAAUCAUGUAGAAGUUGAUAGAUUAGGCAAAAUGUUGCAAUUACCCAUAAAUACAUGUGGGGUGUGCUGAUGUUAUUCAGUUUUUAGGAGGAUUUUUUUGAACAUGCAGAAACUGCGUCUGAGGUUUUACUGCAGUUUGCAACACUAUUGUCUGUUUAUGGUCAGCUCUGUGCAUUGUACACACUAAUUAAACAGUUGAAAGAAUGGAAGAGGGAGGCUGUGUAGAAAACGUUGAAAUGUUUUAUUUUGAUGCAAAGAAGCAAAACAGCACAAUCAGCUCUAGCAGCAGCUCAAUUUUUUCUCCAUAUUUUGACGAACGUCAAACACAGCCUUAAAUUUAACAUAAAUCAGUUUGCACAGCUGCAGGUUAACAGGAAUAAUAGUCGUAUAUUCAUUUUAAUUAGCCAUGCAAACAUUUAGAAGGAAUAUUGUCUUUGUUUUUUCAGAAUAAGUGCAAAAAACAGAUUUUUUUGUGAAUCUAAACAGAGUUAUUGACAAAAUUGAAAGCAGUUUGGGUCAAAAAGCUGCUCUUUGCAAGCGGAGCACAAUGUGUUCCACAGCCUAGUAAAAACUUUUAGAGCAUUUAGAGCGUGAAGCUGGAGAUAUAUUUUUCUUUUUCUUAUUGUCAAAUAAUCCCAAUUAAAAGACCAAAACCAAUAUUAAUUGAUCCAAAUGACAUUUUCUUCAUCUGUACCUCUGAGUCAUGUUGCUGUCCAAAAACUAUUAAUAAUGGUCAACAUAUUCUUCAUCAUCAUGAACUCAUACAGCAUCCUGUAGAGCCCCAAAUGUGUGUUAAUCCGCCGCUGAAAAUAGUCCUCAGACGUAUUAUUUCCUCCUGUUUGCUUCAAACUGCUGCAGUUCCCAUCUGUUUUUGUUUGUUUGUCCCAUUUAGUUCUUGAGUUUAACAUGAAUUUUUGAAUUAUUAUUAUUAUUAUUAUUAUUAAUUGGUUUUGUGCUGUGAGCCACAGACACAGUUGGGAAAUGGAUACAGUUUUGAGGGACUCAAACUUGUUGGUUUUGGUGUUUUUAUUGGAUUGGAUGACAAUAGUAUAGAAUCAGAAUACAAAAAAAAACUAUACAUAUAUCUAAUAUCUGCAAUAAUGUAGAACAAAAAUAAGAAAUAAUAAGCUAAAGAUACAAAAUUAUAUCUACUUUAAAUAUUUUUGUUGUCUGCUGCUUUAAGACUUUUUUGAAAACAGUAUCUUAAUAUUUAAGUUGUUAUUAUUAUUAUUAUUAUUAUUAUUAUUAUUAUUAUUAUUUGGGUUUGAAGCCAAACAGCUUUGACCAAACUUCUGGCCAGUGUUCAGGUUGAUCUGUGAUUAAUUUUAAAUAAAUAAAACAACAACAAAUCAAAUUUUGGUUUAGAGUUUUGAGGAAGCUCUCAUAAUGUACAU